AUGGAGGCAAAGGAGGAUAAGCAGCAACAGCAUAAAGUAGAAGAUGCUGGCAUAGUGUAUAAAACUGAAAAAGAGGAACUCAAACAUGAAAAAGAGCCUGGAAAGAGCAUACCACAUUCAAAACCAUGUGUCAGGAGACGCCGUGUAUAUUAUGCUAAAUUCAUUAACACAAAUGCAAGAACAUGCAAUGAACCAGUUCCCUACAUAGAUCCCAAAAUAGGGACAGAAAAUCAGGAUGACUGGUGGCCACAUGGUAAAGAACCUGAGCAUCACUUCCAACCACCUUAUGAUACUAAGAGCACCCAGAGGAGUGACUUUCAAAAACCAACGUGUCCUUUGGUUUUGCCAGUCAAGCACAGCAAGUUGCAAAAGCCUUCUUGUGGAAUAGUUCCACUUGCCUCUCCCAAUGCAUCCACAGAACUUCAAAAGAAUUUUAUAGAACGUAUCUCCUUUAUACAUCAAUAUGAUUCCAGGAAAAUUCCCAGUGAGCCCAUGAGGUGUAAGCGGCAUGGAGUUUUCAUGCAGAUAGAGAUAAAACCAGGGAGCAGGCCAAGAGCUCCUCAGGGAACAGCGGCAUUACUGAAUGCUCCAGGGCCAUGCUCAUCAGAGCAGCCCCAAAAAACAGAGAAAGGAAACUCAGCGGAGAGCAAAAUGACCUCACCGGGUGUCGGCCAACAAACGUCCCCAGAGCUGUUCGAGACGAAAACCCCCUUAUCAGAAACAGACGUCAGGGAGGCGGCCACGGCCGGCCCCACGAGUCCUGUGAGGAGGGAGUCUGCCGCCGGCGCUCCAACGACUGCAGCGGAUGCUCUGAUCACCAGGCACAAUCCUUCAACUCCGCCAAUAAAAAGUCAGGAUAAAGUACCUUCUCCAGAUAAAGACAUAACCCUUGGAACGUAG
Molecule: messenger RNA, 900 nt
Organism: Myotis lucifugus (little brown bat)
Lineage: Eukaryota; Metazoa; Chordata; Mammalia; Chiroptera; Vespertilionidae
Gene: CIMIP6
Product: chromosome unknown C2orf73 homolog
Exons: 5
Coding region: 1-900 (299 amino acids)
Source: RefSeq, a predicted model, not a curated record